Boleophthalmus pectinirostris (great blue-spotted mudskipper) is the source of this 1780-nucleotide messenger RNA. RefSeq names its product makorin, ring finger protein, 1 (gene mkrn1). The transcript has 7 exons. The coding region runs from base 53 to 1450 and encodes 465 amino acids. The record is from RefSeq and is a predicted model, not a curated record. Lineage: Eukaryota; Metazoa; Chordata; Actinopteri; Gobiiformes; Gobiidae. Gene Ontology annotation, molecular function: metal ion binding; ubiquitin protein ligase activity. Gene Ontology annotation, biological process: protein polyubiquitination.
GGCGGAAAAGCCCGAGUGCGGGACAUCCGGUCGGGCUUCAACAUAAACAGCGAUGGCGGAGGCAGCAGCAGCGUCCACGGCAGCUCCGGUGGGGACGGGCGGCUGGACCAAACACGUAACCUGCAGGUAUUUCAUGCACGGUUUGUGUAAAGAGGGGGAGAACUGCCGCUACUCUCACGACCUCAUGAGCAGCAAACCCGCCAACAUGAUCUGCAAGUUCUACCAGAAGGGGACGUGUGCGUACGGAGAGCGCUGCAGGUUUGAACACAGUAAAGUGAAAGAGGAGCUGCCUCCGAAGACGCUGCCGUGCGCCCAACCGCCAUCAGACCCACAGUCCAGACCAGAGACCAGACCAGAGUCCAGACCAGAGACCAGACCUGCUCCGGACUGGGUCAACGCAGCAGAGUUUGUCCCUGGUCAGCCGUACUGUGGGAGAGGUCAGUCUGAACGCACACACAAACAAACGCACACAAACACCAACGCACACAAACGCAAGCAAACACAAACGCACAUGCAGGUGUCAGCAUCUUGGCGUGUGUCGUCCGCAGGCUCGGCGAAGGCGGAGUCGUGCGUGGCGCUCAUAGAGGACGCGGCGGCGGAGGACACAGAGGAGCGCAGGACCCAGGGGAAGACGCUGUGCCCGUACGCGGCGGUGGGCGAGUGUCGGUACGGCCUGAACUGUGCAUAUCUCCACGGCGACGUCUGCGACAUGUGCGGGCUCCAAGUGCUCCACCCCACGGACACCUCCCAGCGCUCAGAGCACACAAAGGCGUGCAUAGAGGCUCACGAGAAGGACAUGGAGCUGUCGUUUGCCGUGCAGCGCAGUAAAGACAUGAUGUGCGGCGUGUGCAUGGAGGUGGUGUUUGAAAAGGCCAAUCCGAGCGAGCGCCGCUUCGGGAUCCUGUCCAACUGCUCCCACUGCUACUGCCUCAAGUGCAUCCGCAAGUGGAGGAGAGCCAAGCAGUUCGAGAGCAAGAUCAUCAAGUCGUGUCCCGAGUGUCGAAUCACGUCAAACUUCGUGAUCCCGAGCGAGUACUGGGUCGAAGACAAAGACGACAAACAGAAACUCAUCCAGAAGUACAAGGACGGAAUGGGGACUAAAGCGUGCCGGUACUUCGACGAAGGCCGUGGGACGUGUCCUUUCGGUUCAAACUGUUUUUACAAACACGCGUUUCCCGACGGUCGCCUGGAGGAGGCGCAACCACAGAGACAGAGGCCGAGCGGAGGACACAGGAGCAGGGCCUCCAGGCGCACCCCGCUCUGGGACCUGCUGGACGAGCGCGACAGCACGGACUCUCUGGACGACGAGGAGGACCUGGUGACGUUUGAACUCAGCGAGAUGCUCCUGAUGUUGCUGGCGGCGGGGACGGACGAGGACGCCACGGACUCAGAGGACGAAUGGGACCUGUUCCACGAAGAGCUCGACGACUUCUACGAGAUCUACCUAUAGCGUCCCCCCCCCGGAGGCUGUGGCCGGCGGGCAGGCGGGCGGCGGGCAGGCGGCGGGGCAGGGCGGAGUCUAAACACACUCUAAAAAAAACCCAUGCGUCUCUUCAAACCUCUGCUCCUCCCAUCACAGAAAGAACAGGACAAAAGUCUAGAGCGCUGCUGUGGUCGACUAAAAACAGGCUGAAACUUCCAUCAUAAAGCUGCACUCUGUAACUUUUCGGGUUGGGAUUCGUCACCUGCUUGUUUCUAUGGAUACGCCAUUGCUCGGUCUGCAAUGUCCCACAGUGUGACAUUAAACAGCUCAAUCACAGGAGGGUUUAAAUCUCAAAAA